This is a messenger RNA of Betta splendens (Siamese fighting fish), 7521 nucleotides long. It is a transcript of the gene map3k13, whose product is annotated as mitogen-activated protein kinase kinase kinase 13. The transcript is spliced from 14 exons. Bases 1918 to 4929 code for a protein of 1003 amino acids. Gene Ontology annotation, biological process: JNK cascade; protein autophosphorylation. The record is from RefSeq and is a predicted model, not a curated record. NCBI's taxonomy places the organism in Eukaryota, Metazoa, Chordata, Actinopteri, Anabantiformes, Osphronemidae. Gene Ontology annotation, molecular function: JUN kinase kinase kinase activity; ATP binding.
CUGCUGUCUCCUGGCCGUGCAGGGCAGACAGGCCCAGUUCACAUGGAGCCGGCGCCUCUUGUGUCCUUUGUUGUCGCUCUGGGAGUCUCUCUCAUUGGAGCGUCGGUGGGUACAGUGUCGUGCUGUAAGCGGGCCCAGCGGCAGCCGCAGAAUACCACUCUCUCUCUCGCUCUCCCCUUUCUGUGUGUGACAAAUUUGCCGUCAUAUCUCUCUAUUCACAGCCCUCUGUGUCCGUCCUCUGCCUCCCUAAUCUCCUUUUCUUCCUGUGCUUUUCUCCUGAGCUACUAUUUAGCUCUGUCUCACUGGCCCCACCGUCCCUCUGUGUCUGUUUGCAUUCAUCAUCUAUCUGGAUGGAUCUGGUUAGUCCUCGUAAAUAGAGCUCUGCAAAGCUGUAUCGGUCGACAUCAUUGGGAACAAAGAAACAGCUUCAGUGAAGAGACUUUUUUUUUUUUUUAAAGCUUCAUGAGUCUUUUCAAGGAGACAAUCUGAGAUUGUUGCAGACUUUUAGAGGCUGGCUGCACAUUCACAUUCACAGAGUGCUGGAGAACGAGGCCGGUGUGUGACGUGUCGAUGGCGCACUAGCUUUUCCUCACUUAGUUGUUUUCUCCACUUCUGGUUGUCAUGAGCGUGGAGGGUAUGAAUUUGAUUCGUCAUUGGAAAAGCUUAGGAGCACACAUUCACAGAUUCAGCUUUUGCACAUCAGAAGAUGAGAAGACGUCUCAUCCUCCUCAUUCUCUGCCUCCUCCUCCUCCUCCUCCUGUGAACUCUCCACUACAACAAACUGCACCCAUUCCCCCUGAUCCCACCUGGCACUUUCCCCGCGGCUUCAGCUGCAGCUUUGACCUGGUUCCUAGCGGCCCGACCCGGCCCGGCGCUGGGAGCGCAGGAAUUAAUGUUCUGUGGCCUGCUUUCCCGUGCGUCCACUAAAUAAGCCCAGGUGAGUCACCAGAGUGAACCGGAACAUGAGGGACGAUGGAUUAUAUCAAAACACCAGCAGCGUGACAGCAGAUGCCCGGACGCCGUGCCAGAAUUCAUUUAUUUUCUCUUCCGCCGCUGCACCGGCAGAUUAGUACUUUGAACCACCUACACCAGGCUGUCCAAUCCCCUCUGGCAGGACUCUGGUAGCGAGGGGAAAGCUGAUUUAGACAUCGCGGCCCGUAUAUCCUGACAAUCAAAUCAAGACCGGGUGGCUCAGCUGGCAAAGUCACAUUCCCGAGGUCUCUGCUUUUGACGGACGCGCUGGUCAAUAAUCAGGUCCACGUGGCAAAGUGGGGAACGAAACCUGGUGUGCGGUUACGUUUUCAGUCUGUUUACUCGAACGGUGACCAGCUGCUGUGAUCGUACGUAGUGUGCAUUGACGAAGGGAAACGGGCUACACCUACAGAUAUGCAGGUGUUCAACUUUGACCCAGAGUACCGGACGAUCACAUGUCUAGUUCAGACCACAGUUGAUAACAGAUGAUAACCACUCUUAUCAUCACACCUGAUUAUAAGAGGCUGUGUUUGUCCAGCCUGUUUAGAUUUUACACUGAACCUCCCUGCUCAGUGGAGGAGCACCACUCUCACUACAUGUUCAUUUUCCUUUCCCCGUCCACCGGGCCUCGGGCUUGAAGGAGAGCGAGUGUGACUAGUAGCAGAAGGUCAGGCUGGAUGCUGCGUUGACAUGGUAACGUGAGAACGAUGAGGUGGGCCAGGGGCUAAAUUGGCUCUUUGUUGGCGUUGCAGCUGUCACCUAAAGGGAGGAUCCCCCGGUGGGGCCCAGCAGGACUCCCCUUAAUGAGGAGCGGAAUGAUGGAGACACAGAUGCCGCUGCUGUGAGGCUGAGCGAACGCGUCAUGCGCGCUUGUGAUAUUCAGCAUUCAGACCAACCAGAUUGUUAGGACGCGUCCCGCUCAUCACCGCUCGGCCGCCCGUGCACAUGCAUGACACUAUGGGCAGCUCCCCCGAGGUGCUCUCGUGGACUUCCUGCCCCAGUCUGCUGGUGGGCAAGCUGAAGGAGGAGCUCAAGCUCACCGUGGUCGGAGACGCCAUGAAGAAAUCCACCUCGCCGAACGCCCAGCCUCCUCCCCCUCCUCCUCCUCCGGCUAAUGUGCCUCCUCAGAUCAUCACGGACCUGGCGCUGCCGACGCACCUGCCGGUCCCCCUGCAGACGCUGCAGCUGCCCGGCCAGGACGAGGAGUCCGUGCUGGGCUGCGUGAGCUCCCCGAACGCGGCGCUGAGCGUGGACUCAACGCGGAGCGAGGGCGGGAACUUCGACAACAGCGUGCUCCAGCUGCAGGAGCAGGAGCACGAGGACGCCGGCGACCCGGCGUCCUGCGAGCAUGGCGGGUGCGGCAGCGGGGUGGAGGAACAGAUGGGAGAGGGGGACUGUCCCGCGGACCACGGUGGGGACGGGCCACACGGACACCCGCAUCACCCCGACGACAUCAAACUGCACUUCCAGAGAGCCGGGCCGGGCUCGGGGGGCUUCCUAGAGGGGCUGUUCGGCUGUCUCCGACCUGUCUGGAACAUUAUAGGGAAGACCUACUCUACAGAAUACAAGCUACAACAGCAAGACAUGUGGGAGGUUCCGUUCGAGGAGAUUUCCGAGCUGCAGUGGCUCGGCAGCGGCGCACAGGGGGCCGUGUUCUUGGGCAAGUUCCGCUCCGAGGAGGUGGCGAUCAAGAAGGUGCGCGAGCAGAAGGAGACGGACAUAAAGCACCUGAGGAAGCUCAAGCAUCCCAACAUCAUCAGCUUCAAGGGCGUGUGCACGCAGGCCCCAUGCUACUGCAUCAUCAUGGAGUACUGUGCUCAGGGCCAGCUGUACGAGGUGCUGCGGGCAGGGAGGAAGGUGACCCCCAGGCUGCUGGUGGACUGGGCCUCGGGCAUCGCCAGUGGCAUGAACUACCUGCACCUGCACAAAAUCAUCCACAGGGAUCUCAAGUCUCCUAAUGUUCUGGUCACCCAUAACGACACUGUGAAAAUCUCUGACUUUGGAACAUCCAAAGAGCUCAGCGACAAAAGUACCAAGAUGUCAUUUGCAGGUACGGUGGCCUGGAUGGCCCCGGAGGUGAUAAGAAACGAGCCUGUGUCUGAGAAGGUGGACAUCUGGUCAUUUGGAGUUGUCUUAUGGGAACUGCUGACAGGAGAGAUCCCCUACAAAGACGUGGACUCCUCAGCUAUUAUUUGGGGAGUGGGCAGCAACAGUCUCCACCUUCCUGUCCCCUCCACCUGCCCAGAUGGCUUUAAAAUCCUCAUGAAGCAGACUUGGCAGGGGAAGCCGAGGAAUCGGCCCUCGUUUCGUCAGAUCCUCCUGCACCUCGACAUCGCGUCGGCCGAUGUCCUAGGAACGCCUCAGGAGACCUACUUCAAGUCUCAGGGAGAGUGGAGGGAGGAGGUGAAGAAGCACUUUGAGAAGAUCAAGAGUGAGGGCACCUGCAUCCACAGGCUGGACGAGGAGCUCAUUCGACGCAGGCGGGAUGAACUCAGGCAUGCAUUAGACAUCCGGGAGCACUAUGAGAGGAAGCUGGAGCGAGCCAACAACCUCUACAUGGAGCUCAGUGCCAUCAUGCUGCAGUUAGAGGUCCGCGAGAAGGAGCUAAUGAAGAGAGAGCAGGCAGUGGAGAAGAAAUAUCCAGGAACCUACAAGCGGCAUCUGGUUCGACCCAUCGUCAGGGCGAACGCUGUGGAGAAGCUCAUCAAGAAGAAAGGCAGCAUUUCCCACAAAGCAGGGACGCCCCCGACCAAAAGGCCAGACCUGCUUCGGUCCGACGGCAUCCCCAGCGUGGACCCCCUCCCCUCCCCCUCCCCGCUGUCCGCCAGCCCCAAGGUGUCCACGCCUCCCGGCAAGGCGCGCUACCGCAGCAAGCCCCGGCACCGCCGCACCAACAGCAAAGGCAGCCACAGCGAGUUCCCAGGGGCGCUGAAGCCCCUCGCCGCGCCCCCAGACGACACGCGCGCUCUCCACUCGCCCCACCUCCACCUCCACCGCCACCACCAGCUGCCGACCGAGGGCCCCCUCCUCCCGCUGAAGGGCCGCGAGGAGGCUGUGGUGAACUGUGCCAACAACCUGCGCUACUUCGGGCCCGCGGCUGCUCUGCGGAGCCCUCAGACGGACCACCUGCAGCGCCGCGUCUCGGGCUCCAGCCCCGACCUCAUCUCCGCCGCCGUGGACGCAGACACGCGGCAGCGGGCCCCCGCCCCGGCAGCCGGCGCCGGCUCCCUGUGCCCCUGCUGUCAGGCCCACCCCUUCCCCGGGUGCCUGCAGUGCCAGGGGGCCCCGCCCGCCGCCGCCCACCUGGAGCUCCCCAAGUACCCGCUGCUCGGUUCCCAACACGGGAGCCCGGCGUCGGGACGGGCGCCCGGCAAAGACGCGGCCUCCGACGGAGAGAGCCCCAGGAAGGACGGGAAGCAGGACCAGGGGGCGUCCGAGCACCCCCCCGCCCUGCCCACAGCCCUGCCCCGUACCCUCAGGCCGCUCAGAAAGGGUGCCGAUGAGUCAUCUGAGGAGGAGGAGGGGGAGGUGGACAGUGAAGUGGAGUUUCCAAGGAGACAGAGGCCCCACCGCUGCAUGAGCAGCUUCCAGUCCUACUCCACCUUCAGCUCGGAGAACCUGUCCGCGUCGGACGGCGAGGAGGGGAACACCAGCGACCACUCGCACAGCGGCCCCCUGGAGAGGCUGAGCACCAGCCAGGAGGAGCACCUGGACGAGCUGCUGUCGCACACGCCGGACAUCCCCAUCGACAUCUCCACCCAGUCGGACGGCCUCUCCGACAAGGAGUGCGCCGUGCGCCGGGUCAAGACCCAGAUCUCUUUGGGAAAACUGUGCUCUGACGAACACAGCUAUGAGAAUCCGUUACAGUUUGGAGACUCUGACUGUGAUUCGUCGGAGGCGGAGUGCUCCGAUGCCACAAUUAGAAACAACAAAGUCGGAGCUCCUUCCUCAUGGUGAGCCCGGGGCUCGGUUCUGUUGUCGCCUGGAGGCCCUGCAGAAAAAUACAGCAAUAAGCGGACGACGUUGUGAACAAAGCUCCCUUAUAGCAAAGCCCCAUGCAAUUCCUCCCAGAACCUCCCAGCUGCACCUUCACUACACGACCUCCAUUGCCCCUCAUCUUGAGCACAGCAUCUGGGCAACCCAUGGCAGGGAUUCCCCUUUUGAAUGAUGUACAGUAGAUAGUGUAACAUUCAUAAUUUAUUUUUUGCUGACUUUUGAAGGAAAAUUCAGGACCUCUGUGCUUGCUGAUCUGAACAGAGGAGAAUAUUCAAAAAAAAACAAACUGUGAGUCAGACUGAGUUUGGAUGAAGAUGAUGGUGACGAGGAGCAUGUCGGAGGGGGUUGAGCGGCAGCUGUGGGAGGUCGCGCCACGUCAGUCUUUUGACCUGGCUUCGGCUGCUCCCAGCGUUGCGCUCUUGCAGAUCCUCGGCCCCGGCUUCUCUAUCAUGAGUUUACGGUGCGGAGCCCCAGCUCACGGAACCGGUGUGAGCACCAGCAUGAACCACGCCCUCGCCUGCACCGCCCCGCACCACCUGGCCGGGUUCCCCGGGCCCCUCGCUCCUGCGCCUCUGCCGCUCGGAACCGUCCACUCACGCCCGCGCAGCUCCCAGAAUGCAGAAGCUGCCGGGAGGCUGCAUGACCAGCGAGCGGAGAUGGAGACAGGAAAACACAAAAAAACGCAACCGCAGAGAAUCGUCCUCUCGUCAUCGUCAAUCAGAUAUCGUGUCCAGAAGCUGAGUGUGUGAGUGUGUGAGUGCGAAACCCCUUUCCAUUAGAUAAUACAGUUUCAGACUCAUCUCAGGAUCGUUUGAGGACUUUGAGAAACUGGACUGAACCAAUUCUAUAUAAUAUGUAGGAAUGUUCUUAGAGUGGCACAUAUUAUGGCCCAUGCAGGAUCAUUAAAUGUCUUACGCAUAGCCUUGAUGUUCAACCCUUUAUUGCUGUAGCGGACAAUAACGUGUCGAGCGUUUUUUCGUAGCAGGUGCAGUAUCCCGUUUCUUGACGUGAGCUCGUUCCCCCAUGAACCAUUUUCUAGCAGGGUCAUAAAAACCCCCAAAUGAAUCGCUCUCCGUGCUGUAGGGCAUCGCACAGCAAUAACGCAGCUUGGCCUGAAGCGGAGGUUGCUUCCUCAGGGUGCGGGGCGUCUAGCCGGCUAGACGCCACACAGGGACCGGUGGCAGCAGGAGAGCCGGUGUUGAACAGCUCAUCGUAGGUGCGAUAUUUUUGAACUGUCCCGUUUUCUGUGAACUCGCCUUUUUCGGGCUCGGUGCUCAGGUUUUACUUUUGCUGAUUCAGGAGCAGGAGCGAUAUGCACAGAUGGGGACAGUUACAGGGACUUUCCCCUCGUGCUGUGUGAAGGUCCUGGCUCUGACAUUCCUCAUUAUAUCGUCCAGAUCCCACAAUGCAGGAGGCAGGAAGCCGUUUUUUUUGGGGGGGGGGGGGGUCUGGUUGCUUUUGAAAAGGGAUACUGCAUCUGCAGGAGUUCUAGCGCUGUCUCCCGGUUGAGUGUUUGUCGUUCAACCUGUUGAUUUUACGGACAGCCGGGGUUGAAUUUAACGAUAAUGAUGUCAAGAUGUCAGACCGACUGUAUGAAGGUGGCUGUGAUUUAACGCGAGGAAUAUAAGCCAGAGUCGAGGCCACAGAGCACUGGAACAGCUCUCGCUUCAACAACCUCAUCUCAGUGUUAGUUUCUCUUGUGUAUAUGAACAUCUGUAAAUGUAACGUGGUUUAGUUUUUAUUUUUUUCCUCCCUCUGAACAGACGACCUGUUAUAGGAAUAGGAACAGGGAGCUCUUUAAUCCGUAUCACACCAGUAUUGAACCACUACAGGAAGGUGUGAGUCACACAAACUGCGUAGCACAGAGUGUUACACAAACUGUACUGAUGGAUAAGUGACUAUUUGCUUGAAAAGCUUUAGAGAGGCUCACGCCUGGUGCUGACGUCGGGUGCUGCCUCUCCUCGAGCGUCCUUCAACCUUCUUCACUAUGUUUACGUGUGUGCGACAUAACCUAGAGUAACCUAACGACUGGUACUCCCAUAAAGCUGUUGUUGUCUUUCUGGCAUAAAUCCUGUGAAGUGUGAUUCUUUUGAAGUUUUGAUUUAUUCUUGAUUCUUUUUUUUUUUUCUUUGUAGCUGGCCUACAUGAUUAUUGAGUUAAUUUAUUAUGAAUGACUGGAAAGGUUUCUUUUUAAUUUCAGGCAGCUUUAGAAAUGUCACCACCUACUAUAUGUUUUCCUGAGAAGUGUUAUUUAAAGGAAGCACAAUGAAUUGGUGCGUGAGGAGGGGACAGUAUUUGUAUGUGAGAACAAAGGCAUUGUCAUAUCAUUGACCGUGCUGAGGACCAUUUAUUAUCAUUGUGGAUGAAGUAUUUGUUUAGAAGAAUUUAUAUCAGUAAUUAGCAGCUUCACUCGUUCCUAAAUCCAUUUUUUUGUAUUUCAGCAUACAUUAGUUUAGGAGGAGUCACCUCUGUUGGAACCAAAAGUCUGUCACAGCAGGGUAAAUGUGUGAUGCCGAAUUCUUCUGCAGUGAUCUCUUCCCCUCGUUUUUUUUU